This is a messenger RNA of Spizellomyces punctatus DAOM BR117, 2467 nucleotides long. Its product is annotated as AAA family ATPase, CDC48 subfamily. Lineage: Eukaryota; Fungi; Chytridiomycota; Chytridiomycetes; Spizellomycetales; Spizellomycetaceae. The transcript has 15 exons. Bases 8 to 2401 code for a protein of 797 amino acids. The record is from RefSeq and is a predicted model, not a curated record. Gene Ontology annotation, molecular function: ATP hydrolysis activity; ATP binding. Gene Ontology annotation, cellular component: cytoplasm.
CUCUUCAAUGUCCUCAACUCCACGGAAUAAAAAAGGCCGUAAAUCAACGGGCGCAAGAACGCCGGGAUCUUUGUCGCCAUCACCCUAUCCACGUUUUGCGCCCGGUAGUCCUUCCUCACCUACCCCCCUUGCUGUUCAGUCACCAGCGCCAACUGAACUCCAAACGGCCUUCGCUGUCAGUCCUUCGCCCCCACCGUCCUCUGCGAAUGCCCGGCCUCAUCACCUUCGUGUUCUUGUGAAUGUUGCGGAUGCUGCAGAGCAUGGAUGGAGGGCUGGCGAAGAGGUGUGGGUGGAGCAGUGGCGGGAAUCCAAAGUAAUGUCGGGCAUGUCCUGCGCAAAGGCAAUAGGCAUUGUCUGGCCAUCGAUGACUGUUCCUCGUCAAACUAUUCAGUUGGGAGCUGUCUUAAGGCAAAGCGCAAAUCUUGAGCUGGAAGCGAAAGCGAGACUAACGGUGGUCGCUGCACCGGUAGCUGAAGCACACAGAAUAUCUCUCCGGCCAUCUGCAACUACGAGCUUUCCUAUUGAUGAUAUGCUUUCAAUAUAUGCAAAAGAGAUGCUUGUUGACCUCAAAUACGUUGUACAAGGAAAUAACGUCGAAUUCCAUUACUAUGGCAAACUGCGGCAAUUCACAAUAGAAAGUGUUAGACUUGAAGGGGACAAUGGCCAACAUGUCUCGUCAGUACCUUGCCGGAUUUCGCGAAGAACCCAGGUGUCAAUACUCCCGUUUCAACAGGCAGACCCAGUAGAGGACUUACGACCCAAUAUUUCAUAUGAUUCAAUUGGCGGACUAGCCGAGCAGAUGAAAAUCGUGCGUGAAAUGGUGGAAGUGCCGCUGCAAAAUCCAGCGCGCUUCACACAAUUUGGAUUGCGGCCUCCUCGGGGUGUAUUGCUGUAUGGCCCUCCAGGCACAGGCAAGACGUUAAUUGCUCGCGCUGUGGCUGCGGAAACGAGAGCGCAUGUAAUUACUGUGAACGGCCCGGAGGUCAUCAGCAAAUACUUUGGAGAGACAGAGGCUAGGCUCCGGGACAUUUUCGAUGAAGCAGCACAGAAGGCGCCUUGCAUAAUCUUCAUUGACGAGAUCGAUGCCUUGUGUCCGAAACGUGAUUCCUCGGCCAGUGAACUCGAAAAGCGCAUUGUCGCCACAUUGCUAACGUUGAUGGAUGGAGCGGAUGUAGCGAAAUUAGCCAAUCCAAGUCGCGUCGUGGUAAUGGGAGCAACAAAUAGACCAAACUCUAUUGAUGAAGCCUUGCGAAGACCUGGCAGGUUCGACCGAGAAAUUGAAAUCGGUAUACCUAGUGCCGAGGCCCGGCUGGAAAUUUUGACAACCCUCCUUCGGCGCGUGCCCCACACCUUAACUGACAGCGAAAUAUCCCAAAUUGCUGCCUCUACGCAUGGAUAUGUCGGUGCCGAUCUCGCUGCUGUUUGCCGAGAAGCGGGGUUGAAAACCAUUCAUCGAGUCACGUCGGACAUGUUGGGUUUACCAUCUCACGUAUCAGAUACAGAAGAGCUGUGUAUCAAUGCCGACGAUGUUGCGGCUGCAAUGAACGAAAUUCGGCCCAGCGCCAUGCGGGAGAUCAUGCUUGAAGUGCCCAAAGUUCUUUGGUCGGAUAUUGGAGGCCAGGAAGAGGUAAAACAGAAGUUAAAAGAAGCAGUCGAAUGGCCUUUGAAGCAUCCGGAAGCAUUUUUGCGAUUCAACAUUCGCCCACCCAAAGGCAUCUUGCUGUACGGCCCACCAGGUUGCAGUAAAACUCUUAUGGCAAAGGCAUUGGCUACCGAAGCGGGAUUGAACUUUAUCGCCGUCAAGGGCCCAGAGCUCUUUAGCAAAUGGGUCGGAGAGUCGGAAAGGGCAGUACGAGAAGUAUUCCAUAAAGCGAGGACGGCAUCUCCUUCUAUUGUCUUCUUCGACGAGAUCGACGCGUUGGCGGUUCGGCGAGGAGGUGAAGAAGCAUCUGUUGCUGAUCGGGUACUGUCACAACUGCUCUCGGAGAUGGACGGAAUUGAGCCCUUGGUGAAUGUAACAGUAGUGGCAGCAACUAACCGGCCCGAUAUCAUUGAUAGCGCAUUGUUACGACCUGGUCGAAUCGACCGAAUAUUAUACGUAUCUCCGCCGGACUACCGCUCACGAAAAGAGAUAUUUAGAAUACAAAUACGUCGGGUGGCAUGUGGAAUCGACGUCGAUGCCGAUAAGUUGGCGAAAAUGACGGAAGGAUACUCUGGCGCCGAAUGUGUCGCAAUAUGUCAAGAAGCAGCGAUGGGUGCCAUGGAAGAAAAUGUGGAAGCGUCCGAGGUGCACUUCCGACAUUUCGAAAAAGCCAUCCGCAGCGUCACUCCCCGUAUUACUGACGAGAUGAUUCAGUUUUAUGAUCGCUUCCGGAUGCAAUCCGGGUUAAGAAGUGUAUAGUAUUUACAAUAUCGACAAUUUAUGGUCAGGGAAUAAUAUGUGCGUUCUACGCUUGUCCAGCCUCGA